Molecule: messenger RNA, 3235 nt
Organism: Elgaria multicarinata webbii
Lineage: Eukaryota; Metazoa; Chordata; Lepidosauria; Squamata; Anguidae
Gene: NDUFAF1
Product: NADH:ubiquinone oxidoreductase complex assembly factor 1
Exons: 5
Coding region: 648-1559 (303 amino acids)
Biological process (GO): mitochondrial electron transport, NADH to ubiquinone; mitochondrial respiratory chain complex I assembly
Cellular component (GO): mitochondrion
Source: RefSeq, a predicted model, not a curated record
GCGGGAGGGAAAAGGCGCGCGCGGAGUGUGUGUGGGGAUAUCCGUUGCUGUUUUUCUUGGAGGAAUAUCAAAAGUUCAUUAGCAUUUCGUGGUUGAUGAGAACAUAAGGGCCACCCCUCUUACUGUAAAAGCAUUCGCUGAGCAGGGUCUUUCUUAAACGGCCGUUUGGAGGGUAGGGCCUGUUAGGACUUCCUGAAGCCUGCUGUAGUCGUUUGGAGCAUAUCAGACGUUAGACGGUUCCUUGUUACUGAGGGAGGAGCACGUCUUAGGACACGCAGCAGCGCCCCUUCUCUUCCUUUCGGGGUGGGGGUGUCUUAAAGCCCGACGCGCCUCCAGGUGGAGAAAGGAAACGCUUUUGUUCUGGGGGCGCUGAAGGAGGAAGGAAGGCUCUCGUAUGCAUUGCGGAACCUUUGGCCCCGAGCUCUUGUUUCCUGGCUGAGCGGAGUUUGGUGGUGGAAUCGGUCUCUGGGGACGUCCGGACAGCUUUCAGCGUGGGACUCGUUGGCGGAGAAUUCUUUGGAAACUUCGCAGAAGACAGAUGGAGGUAAACAACACUAACCAGAAAUAGAUACCAGUACCCUUAUUUGGAUAAGAAAAGUUUGGAAGCUGUUCAUCAAAACACAGUUUGAUUUCCUCAGAAUAUUGUUAUGGCUCUAUCUCUUAAAGUUCUGGAUGGUGUCUUCCUUUUAAAUAAAUGUCACCGACAAAAUGGUUUUUGUUCAUUGUUCAAGCCUCUUGUUGACAGUUGUCAUCCAAGAUUGUACAGUAGCUAUAAGAGACCGGGUACAGCUCCUGACAGAACCCCACCAUGGAAGAAAUUUGACUUCAAUUUUCAGGAGGGAGUGGAAAGGAUCAAGACACAUUUUGGGCUUUUAAGAAAAGAGGUAGUUGACCAUGUGAAAGGGCCUGAGGGACGUCCACUAGUGGAAUACAUGGUGGAACAAGUUAGAGUAGCUUGGGAGUUUCGUAGUGAAGAAGACUUGAAUAAAUGGUCGGUCUCUUCUGAUGCUGAAAUCGGAGGGAAAAGUGAAAUCUUCAUAAAAUUAGGUAAGAAUAAUCAGUCUGCUGUGCUGUAUGGGACCCUCAAUACUGCAGUACCUCGUGAUGGAGAGACAAAAUAUAGUGGCUAUUGCUCUAUGAAAUCAAAACCACGACUGGUUGCUUUUAAUCGAAAGAGCCCUUAUGAUUGGACAAAUUUCAAUAGCCUGUUCCUACGUGUUCGUGGUGAUGGCAGACCUUGGAUGAUAAACAUCUAUACAGACCCGUACUUCUCUCAUCAUAAGGAUGACCUCUAUCAUUAUUUCAUGUACCCCCGAGGGGGACCAUACUGGGAGGAAAUCAAGAUUCCAUUUUCUAAGUUCUUUUUUUCAAGCCGUGGAAGAGUCCAGGAUAAUCAACAUGCACUCUGGUUAGAUAAAAUCAGUACUUUAGGAUUCACUUUGGGUGACAAAGUAGAUGGCCCAUUCCAGCUGGAAAUUGACUUCAUUGGAUUGGUCAAGGACAGAGCACACACAGAAGAAUGUGCUUAUGAGCUAUAUGAAAGAAAUCCCAAGAAGUAAAACAUAGUGAACAUCUAGAAGACUGGUAUUCACCUGAACUGAGAACCUGAUGUUAUACAUUACUGUCAUUACUUAUCCUGCUUUAGUUCCCCCACAUAAGCCAUCCACUAGGAAUGAAUUGGUUGGCAUGAGCUAAAGCACCAGCUGGCGAGGAAAAACCUCAGCCUACUGAAAUUAUUUAGGACAACAGUAAAGUCAAGUCUGCUGUAUUCACGUAUUUCACUUUAGGAUGAGCAUCUAGUUUGUUGCCCUCUAUAAGAUGAUGGUGAUGAUGGAUGGAACGAGCCUGCAUGCUUAUCCUUAUUCUUCCCCUCCUCACCCACCAUGUGUUUGUUAUAGCCUAAAGCAGAACACCUGUAUGGAGCUGGAUAUAUCCUACCCUUGUCAGAACUUUGACACACUGUUGUCUGAUGUAAUGGCUGAAUUACAUUUGAUAUUAGCAUGAAAGAAAAUGUGUAAACUGCCGGACGUUUCCUUAUUCUAUUGUAGGUGGCAUGUUUAUUUUAUAUUAUUGUAUGGUGAAAUAAAUACAGCUAGUGCACUAGUUUGUUCAGAUGAGUGCUGACUGCUUGGUAAAUUACAUGGUGUUUGUUGUUGUGUGGACACCAACACAUUUUUUUUUUGUUUAGAAGGCUGGAAAAUCCCAAUCUCUAUUUAAGGACAUUGGAGAGCUCACAUCUUCACCUGGAAAUCCAUACAUAUACCUUCUUUCGUGUGCUAGAUGCUACUGUAGCUGUUAAGACAUUAAGCUAUGUGAAGCAGAGAAUACCCAAUUCAGAACUCAUGUCAGUAUCUCAAUGCACCCCAAUGUCUUCACCAAUUGCAAUAUUGGAAUAGUAAUACUGAUGUCACACAGUGUAAGAGGUGGUAUGUUUACUGUAUCCAUUGUGCCCCCCUCCCCUGGCUAUAUAGGGAGAGAAAGUUUGAUUAUACACACUAAAUAAAUUAUUCCCCACCAUAUCAGACCCAUGGCACCUGUAGCAGCUAAUAGUAUUAGUUAAUUAAAAUUGACGUUUUCCCCAGGUAGCACAAUAUAUUAUCAACAUCGAUAUUUUAAUUAUAGUAAAUUAACAAAAUUGUAUAAAAACACUCUAAAUUAAGUGGAUCUAAAGAUGUUUUGUCUCUACUGUCCAAUACAACAAGAGCUUUUUGGUCCAUGCUUUGUUUCCAGCCAGCCCAGGCUUUGUUAAGUUAAGAUUUGCAAAGAAAAGGGAAAAAAGUUAACAGUUGUUCUGAAGUUGUUCACAGGCCUUUUUUUAGAAUUGUAGUUUAAGUGGCUAAAUAACUGGAUUUAGUGCCACUAAUUCUGAUUUUUCCAAUCUGGCACUUCCCAGAUGUGUUAGACUAUAACUCCCAUCACCUAAACACAUCUGGAGGGCACCAGAUUGGGGAAGGCUGCCCUAAAUCCUCAUUAGGGUAGCUUUGUUCUGAUAAAAGGUGGACUUAAGCAUGUCACUGCAUAGAAAAUAAGUAACAAAUAUUUACAAGGAAGUAAAUUUUGCAUGUAGAACAUUAUGUAACAGAACAAUUUUGGAGUUCGCUUUAAACAACUCUCAAUCCUCUCCGAGUUCCAAGCACUUGGUCUUUUCUCUGUUUUCUCCCCUGUGCAUGUUUCUCACGCCUCUCUUCUCUGUAAGUGGAAAAAUAUUGAAUUAGGUUACUCAUUUGUUAGUUCU